Messenger RNA from Triticum dicoccoides, 1284 nucleotides. Its product is annotated as ubiquitin-conjugating enzyme E2 22-like. Bases 242 to 1009 code for a protein of 255 amino acids. NCBI's taxonomy places the organism in Eukaryota, Viridiplantae, Streptophyta, Magnoliopsida, Poales, Poaceae. The record is from RefSeq and is a predicted model, not a curated record. The transcript has 7 exons.
CCGUGGCCUGGUUGAAAGCCACGUCACCCCCUCCGCCCCCAAAUUCCACGGGCUCGCGCUCCAAUCAUUGCGACGCGCGCCGCUCCGCUCCCCUCCCCGCGACUCCGACCCAGAUUGGCCGCUCCUCCCCCUCCUCCUCCGGCUGCAUCUGUUAUCAGAAAUUUAUCACUAUUGUGGAAGAACAUCUGCUCACUAAAGUUGCUUGCGAAGCCAGAACAAAGCUAUUUGCCAUCUUGCUUCCAUGGCAACCAACGAAAACCUCCCACCAAAUGUCAUCAGGCAAUUGGCUAAAGAAUUGAAGAAUCUUGACCAGUCACCUCCAGAAGGGAUUAGAGUGAUUGUGAAUGACGAUGACUUCACAAGUAUUUGUGCAGAUAUAGAUGGCCCUGAUGAUGCAGGCGGGACUCCGUAUGAGAAUGGGGUUUUCCGGAUGAAGCUAGUCUUGUCCCGUGACUUCCCUCAAUCCCCACCGAAAGGAUUUUUUGUGACCAAAAUAUUCCAUCCAAACAUAUCAAGCAGUGGUGAGAUCUGCGUUAACACGUUGAAAAAGGAUUGGAAUCCUACUCAUGGAUUAAGGCAUGUUCUACUGGUGGUGAGAUGCCUACUGAUUGAACCAUUCCCAGAAUCUGCGCUCAAUGAGCAGGCUGGAAAGAUGUUACUUGAGAACUAUGCAGACUAUGCUCGGCAUGCAAGGUUAUACACCAGCAUUCAUGCCCUCAAACCUAAGACUAAGCCCAAGAGUGGCACUAUCUCCGAGUCGACUUCUGUAAACGUGGAUCAGUCAAGCACAACAAAUCUAUGCGAAAUUGCACCAUCGGCUCCCAUGGCUUUAUGUGCUACUGCUGCUACCAAAGUGCCAGGCUCAAACUCGCUGGAUCAGAAUGCUCCCGCUGAGCCCACUGUUGGACCAUCUACGGCAUUGCCCAAGAAGGAAGGACCUGUUGCUACAAAAGGCCCAGCUGAUAAGAAGAAGAUGGACGCCAGGAAGAAGAGCUUGAAGAGAUUAUAAGCAAAAUGUUGGGGAAUCGGAGGUGCCAGAUGUAGCACAGAUGAAUGAAUAUUGGGCUCCAGGUGACAUGAGAGGCAGGUGCCAGAUGUAGCAGACGAGUGAAUAUUGGGCUACAGGUGACAUGAGAGGCAUCGGGUAAACUGUUUUGUCACCUGCAGAAAUUAUGUCGAAAGAAUGUGAAUUGUAUAUCUUUGCAUCAACACUUGUGUAAUGACAAUUCUCCCAAAGAAGGCUUGCCUUCUCUAUUCAAUUAAUUCAUUCUCUUGAGAAAACUU